Suillus bovinus is the source of this 2955-nucleotide messenger RNA. RefSeq names its product phenylalanine ammonia-lyase. The transcript has 9 exons. Gene Ontology annotation, molecular function: ammonia-lyase activity. The record is from RefSeq and is a predicted model, not a curated record. Lineage: Eukaryota; Fungi; Basidiomycota; Agaricomycetes; Boletales; Suillaceae. The coding region runs from base 229 to 2643 and encodes 804 amino acids.
GUCACACACUGUGUCAUGUUUAACAAACCUGUUCAGAACAGAAGAAACCUGCAACUGCUUCAACGGUUCGGGCGGAUCACGCCGUUUGAAGAGCGACACAUUCAAAACCCACUAAGUAUCCGGUGCGAAGCCUACGUUCUAACUCGGACUGACAAAAAUAUAUAAAGGGCCUAAUACCUGCCAUCACUCACUACGGCUUCACAUCCUUCUUCACCUUAGAUAUCCACAAUGGCUACUCGCGCUCUUGUCUCUCAAUACGUUCAGGAUGUCAAGGAGCUCGACUCCUACCUCACAGGAUCUCCCAUAACCAUCACUGGGUCUUCCUUGACUCUUGCUCAAAUUGCUGCUAUUGCGCUCUACCCACCUUCUUCUUGCAGUGAUCCAGUUAAAAUUCAACUUACUGAUGAUCAACUUGUCAAAGAAAAAGUAUCUGCCUCUCGUGGUGUCAUUCAAAGUAAGGUCGAAGCAGGCAUUAGUGUUUAUGGUGUCAGCACUGGUUUUGGCGGCAGCGCAGACACAAGGACAGAUGACCCUAUUGCACUCGGCGCUGCUCUCCUCCAGCACCAACAUGCCGGCGUCAUUCUCCCUACUUACGCACCGAGUUCCUCUACUGCUAUCCCCACUUUAUCUUCUUUGGAUAGCAACGCCCUUCCUUCUCCCGCACCUCUCUCCGAUCCCUUCACCAGCACUACGAUGCCACCCCCUUGGACACGUGCUGCUCUCCUUAUUCGCGCUAACAGUCUCAUGCGCGGACACAGCGGUGUCCGCUGGGAACUUGCCGAGAAAAUGGCAGAGCUCCUUAAUAAAGGUGUUACCCCACUCGUUCCUAUGAGAGGCAGCGUCAGUUCCAGUGGAGACCUAUCCUCUCUUUCCUACAUUGCUGGGACACUCAUCGGAAACCCCGCUAUCAGGGCUUGGGUUCCCUUGCCACGCCCCUCUUCAGCCAUCUCCAGCACUUCCUCAACCCCAUUGUCAACUGAAGCAUCUUCGUCACAAUCAUCACCCGAUUUGUCUCCCUUCUCUGCGUCUAUCCCUCUCUCACCCUCAGUCGAUACCUUUAAGAUACCCACAGAUACUCUCAACUAUGGAUCAUACUCCCUCCUUCCUGCACCACAGGCCUUGCAGGUCGCUGGCAUCACCCCCCUCCCGCUCUCAAGUAAGGAGCAUUUGGGGAUCCUUAAUGGCACAGCAUUUAGUGCGGCUGUAGGUGCGUUAGUUGUGAGAGGUGCACGGGGGAUGAGCGUGUUAGGUGCUGUUCUAACGGCCAUGUCCGUUGAAGCGAUGCUUGGCGCAAGGGGCAGUUUUGAUCCCUUCGUUAGUGAAGCAAGACCGCACAUUGGGCAGAUUCAUUCCGCGCGUCUCAUGCACGCUCUGCUCGCCGGAUCUUCCUUUGCAAAUGAACAUGAGGUAGAAGUCAAGAUUGAGGAUGAUGAUGGAGUGUUGAGGCAGGAUCGUUACUCUCUCCGUACAGCCCCCCAAUGGCUCGGUCCUCAAUUUGAGGAUCUCGCAAAUGCAGCACAAGUAGUCACAAUUGAGGUCAACUCCACCACCGAUAACCCUCUCAUCGAACCCCCUUCUGCGUCGAACAACCAGACCGGACAGAUUCACCACGCAGGCAACUUCCAAGCGCUUGCGCUGACAAACGCGAUGGACCACGUCCGUCUCAGCCUCGCCCACAUCGGGAAGCUGAUGUUUGUGCAGCUUACGGAGAUAGUGAACCCAGCAAUGAACCGGGGCUUGUUCCCCAAUUUGGCAGGUGGAGAGGUUGGAUUGGAUUUCGCGUUCAAGGGUGUUGAUAUCGCAGCUGCGUCAUAUGUGGGCGAGUUAAAUGUGCUUGGUGGAAUGAACGUGGGCGUGGGCAAUGUAAGCGCUGAGAUGCACAAUCAGAGCGUGAAUUCACUCGCACUCAUCUCAGCACGGUACACCCUCACUGCACUUGAAGUGUCCACUCUUCUUGCCGCCUCACAGCUCCUCGUGAUAUGCCAGGCGUUUGAUCUUCGCGCACUCAACGAGGAGCUGCGCGAAGCGCUCCCAGGACUCCUCCGCUCAUCUCUCCUUGAUGCGUUCCCUUCGCUCACUGAUACCACCACAAAUGCCUCCAUUGUAGUAGCUCUCAUCCCAGCGCUGACAGAGGCACUCGAACACACGACAACGCUCGAGACAAAAGUACGAAUGUACAAGGUUGCAAGCGCAUGCGUGGUGCCGCUCGUGACGGCCCUCUCAACCUCUUCAGUGCAUGGCGUAGAGUUGAGCGCACUCCCGGUGUUCAUUGCAUCCGUUGCCACAGGGCUAGUGAACAAGUUGACGGAAUUGCGGUGCGCGUAUUUGGGCGUACAGCCGUUCGCGGUGCGCGGUGCAAGCCCGAGUGCUGAGAAGACAGAGGUAGCAUGGCGCGGGCCCGCCCCAGCCAGCAAGUACCUCGCGCCACGGACGCGUGCACUCUACGAAUUUGUGAGGGUGACACUCGGCGUGCGAAUGCACGGGGCUGGGAAUCUAAGGGGGGAUGUGUUUGGGAUGCGGGAAGGCCUAGAGGGUGGGGAUGGGACGAUUGGGAAUGGAGUUUCGGUCAUUUGUGAGGCGAUUAGGGAUGGAAGGGUCGGACGGGUUGUGGUGGGGAUGCUUGAGGGAAUCGAGGGCUUGUGAAGAGCUUUCGCAGUCCUUUCUCCAUGAAGGCUGGCCUCCACGUACUCACAGUCCGAGCAGAUUCGGAGAGGUGGUCGAUGCCUAUAGUAUCGUCAUCCUCCUACAUUUAUUUGUUCUACAUUCAUGAGACCUUAUUCAUCAUGGACAUCCCUUAUUCCCUUGCAUAUAUACUAGCCUUCACACAUUUCUCUUCUACACCUUCAAAGAUUCCCUAUCUAAAUCAUGUAUAACAGGCCUCUUGAAUAGAAUUAGGAUACUCCAUGUCUAAUAGCGUUUGUUGACGUGUUAAUGACACUGAAUUCUUGAACUUCA